AUGAAUAUUAUUAUUUGUCCAGACACAUUGUCAUUAGAAAAAUUCAACUUAAAAGUGUUAGAAUGGGUGAAUUUAAAUGAUUUUGAAAUGGAGCUUGUAGAUUUUCAGUCGAGUACCAUAUGGAAAGAAAAAUUCGUUAUACUAAGAAAUGAAUUAGAAGAAAUUCAGCGUGAUAGGGCGAUAGGCAAAUUAAUCGGAAACAUAGGGGACAAGAUUUUGAAAGUGUGGAAUGAAAUUCCAAAAGAUUAUUCCACUUUAAAAAUAGUAGUAUUAGCUAUUUUUUCUAUUUUUUCUUCAACUUAUUCAUGCGAGUCACUAUUUUCAGAAAUUAAUUUUAUAAAACCUGAUUUAAGAAACGAACUAACUAAUGAAUGCAGUGUCGCAUGUACUUUAUUAAAAGUGACUAAUUAUAAACCAAAUAUCAAUGAAUUGGCAUCAAGUGUUCAACAACAAAAAUCACAUCAAAAUAAAUAA
Messenger RNA from Cinara cedri, 474 nucleotides. Lineage: Eukaryota; Metazoa; Arthropoda; Insecta; Hemiptera; Aphididae. The record is from the annotation of a GenBank genome assembly.